Messenger RNA from Adineta ricciae, 438 nucleotides. The record is from the annotation of a GenBank genome assembly. NCBI's taxonomy places the organism in Eukaryota, Metazoa, Rotifera, Eurotatoria, Adinetida, Adinetidae.
AUGGUCACUACUUGUUUCGUUAUGGAUAUCUUCAAACUAAAUCGUAAUCAACGUUGUAUGCCAUUUAAACAAAAGUAUAUCAUUUCUUGGGCAAUUUCUUCUGUAGAGACACUCGAAACGCUGAAUUUAAGUGGAAAUGAAAUUGAACAUCAAGGUGCACAAGAACUUGAUAAGCCAUUAAAAACAUUCAAUUUGGCAGCGAAUCGAAUGACAGAUAUGGGUACACAACGUUAUCAUCAUACACUUUCAAUCAAUAAAGAAAACGAGAUCACAGAAACAGGAGCAGAUUAUCUUGCUGUUCUUCUUUCUGAUCGUGCAACAUGUGUAAUGGUUCAUCUUCAUUUGAGUAGUUUUGGCGAAGAAAAGCACAAAGAAUUAACAAAACUCGUAAAUAACAAUGAACGAUUCGAACUAAAAGACAUUCAGUGUUGGAAUUAA